Molecule: messenger RNA, 2946 nt
Organism: Anas platyrhynchos (mallard)
Lineage: Eukaryota; Metazoa; Chordata; Aves; Anseriformes; Anatidae
Gene: LINGO1
Product: leucine rich repeat and Ig domain containing 1
Cellular component (GO): plasma membrane
Molecular function (GO): protein binding
Source: RefSeq, a predicted model, not a curated record
GCUCCCCCCGGCGGCUCCUCCCGGAGGGGAGGCGGGGGCCGGCAGCCGGGGCUGCCUCGCAGCCGGGCUCCCCGCAGCAGCCUCGGCCGGCGGCAGCGCACCCGGGCCAUGCCGCCCCGCAGCACCGCCGCCUCCCCCGGCCUCCGGCCGCCGGGCUCGGAGGGGAGGCCGCCGGCCCCCGGGGGUCCCUAGGGCGGCCCCGGAGCGGCCAGCGGGAGCCGGGGGGGGCCGGGAGCCGGGCGGACCCCGGGAGCGCCUCCGCCGCCCGUGCGCCUCCUGCCCGUGCCGGCGCUGCGGAGAGGGGGAGCUGCGUUACUGCAGGUGGAGGCUGUGGCGGAGGAGGAGGAGGAGGAGGAGGAGGAGGUGGGGGGGGGCCGGGGGAGAUGCCAUUUCGGACCGAAGGAGACCGGCGGCGAGGAUGAGAUGCAGCCGAGCGGAUCCCGUAUUCAGCUGGGGCACGGCGCUGCCUGCCAGGGCUCCCCGGAGCCCCCCCAGCAGGGCCGGCGAGGUUGAUGCCGGAGGAGGCUGCCCCUCUGCCGGGCACCCCGCGCACCCGGGCACCGAGGGCUUCACCCGGGCAGGGCGAGCUCCCAGCCCCCAGCCGGCAGCCAUGGGGGGCAGUUCGGCCAAGGGGGGCCGCCCCCCGCCGGCACCAGCCCCCCAGCCUGCAGGUGAGCGAUAGGAUGGUAGCUGGGGAGGCGAGUAUGCGCAGCCCAAUCCUGGCCUGCUGGCAGCCAAUUCUCCUCCUGAUGCUGGGAUCCAUCCUGUCCGGUUCUGCCACAGGCUGCCCGCCGCGCUGCGAGUGCUCUGCCCAGGAGCGUGCUGUCCUGUGCCACAGGAAGCGAUUCAUGGUCGUCCCCGAGGGGAUCCCAACCGAGACCAGGCUGCUGGACUUGGGCAAGAACCGCAUCAAGACCCUCAACCAGGAUGAAUUUGCCAACUACCCUCACCUGGAGGAGCUGGAGCUCAACGAGAACAUUAUCAGUGCCAUUGAACCUGGGGCUUUCAACAACCUCUUCAACCUCAGGACGCUGGGGCUCAGGAGUAACAGACUCAAGCUGAUCCCCUUGGGGGUAUUUACUGGACUCAGCAACCUUACCAAGCUAGACAUUAGUGAGAACAAAAUUGUCAUCCUCCUGGACUACAUGUUCCAGGACUUGUACAACCUGAAGUCUUUGGAGGUGGGGGACAACGACCUUGUCUACAUCUCCCACCGGGCCUUCAGCGGCCUCAACAGCCUGGAGCAGCUGACCCUGGAGAAAUGCAACCUGACCUCCAUCCCCACAGAGGCCCUGUCUCACCUGCACGGCUUGAUUGUGCUGCGGCUGCGCCACCUGAACAUCAACGCCAUCCGGGAUUACUCCUUCAAGAGGCUGUACCGGCUUAAGGUGCUCGAGAUCUCCCACUGGCCCUACCUGGACACCAUGACGUCCAACUGCCUCUAUGGGUUGAACUUGACCUCCUUGUCCAUCACCCACUGCAACCUGACGUCCAUCCCCUACGUGUCGGUGAGGCACUUGGUUUACCUCCGCUUCCUGAACCUCUCCUACAACCCCAUCGUCACCAUCGAGGGCUCCAUGCUCCACGACCUGCUGAGGCUGCAGGAGAUCCAGCUGGUGGGAGGGCAGCUCACCAUGGUCGAGCCCUUUGCCUUCCGCGGCCUCAACCACCUGCGCAUCCUGAACGUGUCGGGGAACUUGCUGACCACGCUGGAGGAGUCGGCCUUCCACUCGGUGGGCAACCUGGAGACCCUCAUCCUCGACAACAACCCCUUGGCCUGCGACUGCCGGCUGCUGUGGGUUUUCCGACGGCGAUGGAGGCUGAACUUCAACAAGCAGCAGCCCACCUGCGCGACCCCCGAGUUCGUCCAGGGCAAGGAGUUCAAAGACUUCCCCGACGUCCUCCUGCCCAACUACUUCACCUGCCGCCGAGCCCGGAUACGAGACCGUAAACCUCAGCAGAUCUUCGUGGACGAAGGCCACACGGUGCAUUUCGUCUGUCGGGCGGAUGGGGACCCACCGCCCACCAUCAUGUGGCUCUCCCCCCGCAAGCACCUCAUCUCCACCAAAACCAACGGGCGGCUCACUGUCUUCCCUGAUGGCACGCUGGAGGUGCGCUACGCCCAGAUCCAGGACAACGGCACCUACCUAUGCAUCGCCAGCAACGCGGGUGGCAACGACACCAUGCUGGCCCACCUGCACGUGCGCAGCUACUCCCCAGACUGGCCCCACCAACCCAACAAGACCUUCGCGUUCAUCUCCAACCAGCCCAACGAGAGCGAUGCCAACAGCACACGUGCCACCGUGCCUUUCCCCUUUGACAUCAAGACUCUCAUCAUCGCCACCACCAUGGGCUUCAUUUCUUUCCUGGGCGUCGUGCUCUUCUGUCUGGUGCUCCUCUUCUUGUGGAGCCGGGGAAAAGGCAACACCAAGCACAACAUUGAAAUCGAGUACGUGCCACGCAAGUCUGACGCGGGCAUCAGCUCUGCUGAUGCACCGCGCAAGUUCAAUAUGAAAAUGAUUUAACCAGGCAACAAUUUGCAAAUAAUUUUUUUUUUUAAAAAAAAAGAACCUAUGGACAAAUAAAAAAUAAUUAAAAAAAACAUUGGUACAAACAUACCGACCUCUCUCCUUCACAACGUCCUCUGUCCCAGUCCAAACCCACUGCACCCGCACUGUCACCACCUCUUUCUCCUCCUCUUCUUCUUUAUACCAGGAAAACAUUCAGCCGAUAUCUUCAGGACUCCUGUGUUUGUAAAGACUUUGUCUGAUGGACUCUGGUGUCAGAUAUAACUCCAAGAGGGAAAAACAACAGGGGGGGAAAGAAAGAAAAAAAAAAAAGAAAUAAAAUCAAUAAAAAGUUACAAACUUUCUUCUGUAACUUUGAUUUCAAUAAUUAUGGAUUUUUAUGAAAACUUGAAAUAAUAAAAAAACCCUAUUUCCUAUA